Molecule: messenger RNA, 2962 nt
Organism: Pantherophis guttatus
Lineage: Eukaryota; Metazoa; Chordata; Lepidosauria; Squamata; Colubridae
Gene: CENPQ
Product: centromere protein Q
Cellular component (GO): nucleus
Source: RefSeq, a predicted model, not a curated record
GACUGUCAGCUGCCUGCAAUUUGAAGGUUCGAAUCUCACCAGGGUCAAGAUUGACCCAUCCUUCCGAGCAAGAAAUACUAUUAGUUUCGAAGAUGGAAGUGGAAGAGGGAACACAGAUUCUUGAAGUUGAAAUAAACUCUCCGGAAACAAAAUUCAUGAUGGUAUCUUCAAAACAAAAAGUGAAAUGCCAACGACUUCCAAAGAACAUUAAAAAGAGUCUAGAAUCCAAGAUCCAUUGGACAAUAAUAGCUAUUCUCUAUGAAAUUACAAAAGAUUACAACGAAACUGAAAAGCACUUGAAUAUCCUCAAGGAAAGGCUCCUGAAAAGUAUUCAAACUUUGGAAGUUCCUGUGGAUGAGCUGAAUUAUCUGAGCAAUGUAAAAAAGCUUCUAAAAGAAGAAAAGAAAAAGUAUAUUUUAAUGGAAGAAGGAUUGAAGCAUCUGGAGGAAGAAAUAACCAAAGAUUUCUUAACAUUAAAUAGAGUGGAUGAAAAAAUUCAAAUACUUCAGAAGAAAAUAAAAGCAUUAAAACAUGAGCUGACAACAUUAGAAGCAGAAGCAAAUGAGUUAUUUCAUAGAGAUGCUAAUCAUGACCUAGGUCUUCCUGCUCUUUCAAUGGAGUAUUUGAAACUACCUGCUCUUCAGAAUGAGGUUUUGAAGAUUGGAAAUCCACGCGCUCUUCUUUAUGACAUGAAUAUCAUUCAGCAAUCAGAUGAGAUGAAGAAUAUGAUGGCAUUUCUAGAACAAUUAUAUGAAAAGGCAGACCAUCGAUGUACAGAAGAACAUUGAAGUAACCUGUAUCUUUAGUUCCUUUCGUCUUCCAAGGAAAUUUUUGAAAGAAAUAGUUUUCCUAACAUGAUUUGCAUUCUGCAAUUCUCCAUUGACAUUGUGGAAAUUUUGGAUGUAAUUAAGAAAAUAUAAUCUACGAUUUUAUUGGGGAAAAGAUAUCAAGAGAUAGGCUUUUCAGUAACAAGCUAGUCCCAUUCUUUUGACUGUAACUACCAUUAAGAUUUGAUGCAAAACUCUUCAUGUUGAUCAGAUGACAAAAUAAGUUUUUAAAAGCCUUUUGACCAGUAUUCCACAUAAGGCUACUUACUACUAUAUAAUACCAAACAGAAAAUUUCCUCUGGUUUUGGGUUGUAGUUUCUUUUUGAAUAUGCUGGUGUAAUUUAGAUGCAAGCAGACCUGCUGCUUGAGAAACAUGUACAAAUGCAGAUAACAACAUUUAAUUACUUCAUUGGCAAGCUGAUUUAAGCAUAAACAAGUUUUCACUGGAGACUUAUGACUCAGUUAAACUCAGAGAUAAUGAGCAACAAGUUUCUGGCUCUGAAAAAUCAAAGGGUAGGAGUUUAUUUUUCCCCUGCCUCCUGGAACUGGAUAUUUGUCAUCUACAAAUUUUUGUGGAUAUGGGUAAAGAAUAUAAUCUGCUUACUUAGGAGGCUAAUGCUCCAGGAUUCUUAAAUAUGGUUUCUUUCACUCUGCUCCUUUAGCUGCAGAGUAUUAUACAGCAGGUUGAGGUGUCUUUCUUCACUUGGAAUUGUAUCUGAGAAAAAGAGAAAGCGUAUCAAAACAACACUAAGCUCAACCAGCAUUAUUACUUUUUGGGAACCUAUAAUACUUCAAUUUCUAGAUCUUAAAUGGAAAAAGCACUUGCUUCUUCCAUUUUUGUCUUUAGAAAUAGGUCUAGGGGGAAAAGGUGGCAUUAGAUUAAUCAUUAUGUCAUUCUCUUAAAUUGUUGCUAAAUGAGUUGUUCACUUGGCCACCAAAGGUAAGUCUUUGCUCCUUCCAAAUGGUGGGUGGGAGAAAAUCUUUAAAGUAGACUGUGCUUAUUGUCUUUGUUCUCCCUUUAGAUAUCAAGCAAUAUCAUUGGUUGCUUGAAGUAUCCCAGUUAAUACUGAACAUUAAGAUGCCCAAUCACAUCUAAUGAGAAUGUUAAAUUUAUUUCUAUAUUUAAAAAGACCAAUCUUUUUAAUUAACGCAUUGUAAGCCGCCCUGAGUCUCCGGAGAAGGGCGGCAUAUAAAUCAAAUUUAAAAAAAAAAUCUUGUAUAUAAUCAAGCAAUAGACCUGCUAUUGGCUCUUGCCUGGCCUUUGAAGUAUAAUUGGUUCUCAUGGAUAUUGAAAUUAAUACUUAAAAGUAGGAGAAGCCUAAAAUUGAACUAUUUUAAUUAUAGGGUAUCAUUCUUCACUGAUUACCAUUGAAAGAAAAUAAUACCUGAUUCUCCUUGGAUUUAAGAACAAGUUUAGGGGAUAAUUCUCUUUCUCAGGGUUGUGUUCCUCUCUGUUAAUUUUCAAGGGAUAUUCGUUUUUGGAAAAUAAGACAAAUUACUGUCGUUAGAACCUUGGCCUAGAUGUCCUUUUUCAUUUUUUUUUUUUGAAAGAGUUGUAUAUUUUAAAAAUAAACAUGCUUUUUUGAUGCAACCCUAAAGAAUACUGUGUUGUCAGUGAGAUAUCUUUAUAAUUUAUUUACAUGUUUCUGUGAGGAAAACCUACAGUAGUCUGAUUUCCAGAGCUAAAAUUUUAUGUAUGGUUAUUAUAUAAGGGACAUCAGAAGCCUAAGUAAGGGAGGCAUAUUUGAGAGACAGAUUUUAGCUGAAGUGUGUAAAUACAUUUUCUAUAAUAGAAUACUGUAUUUUAAUUUUUCAGUCUGUGUGAUGUGUUUGUAUUCUGCAAUGAUUUUGUAGCACUCUGGGAUAAAGAUUUAAGUCACUAGUAUGUAGACCUAUGUAAAUUGUCAAGGACAAUUUGGCUGUAGCAGCUGUUUACAAGAAGCAAAAUAAUAUUGCCUUAAAAUAAUCAAAAAGAAGGUGUUUACUGCCUAAUAGGGAAACUUGUACUGCUUUUUAAAAUUUCAGUUUAGAUUAAAUAUAAAUAUUUUAACUAUAAAAAAUUUUCUACAGACAUGCAGUUACUUUAGAUAGACCACAACAAUCGUCCUAUAUUCCAUAAUAAAUUCUAGAAACAA